Plodia interpunctella (Indianmeal moth) is the source of this 2201-nucleotide messenger RNA. It is a transcript of the gene Parn, whose product is annotated as poly(A)-specific ribonuclease PARN-like. Gene Ontology annotation, molecular function: metal ion binding; RNA binding; poly(A)-specific ribonuclease activity. The record is from RefSeq and is a predicted model, not a curated record. Gene Ontology annotation, biological process: nuclear-transcribed mRNA poly(A) tail shortening. Lineage: Eukaryota; Metazoa; Arthropoda; Insecta; Lepidoptera; Pyralidae. The transcript is spliced from 16 exons. The coding region runs from base 222 to 2177 and encodes 651 amino acids. Gene Ontology annotation, cellular component: nucleus; cytoplasm.
GUAGUAACUGUCAAAUUAGUGUCAUGUUGUCAUUGUCAUGUCUUGUCACGCGGUAGAAACCAUUUGUCAAAUCGUCAAAUGGUUUCUACCGCGCGGGGAAAAGAGAUAAACUAGUGAUAUUUUUAUUUAUAGUUUGAUUAUUUUUAAUAGAUAAUUGACUGCAUAAAUGACUAAAAGAAUCGUAAUCAAGUAGCUUCAAUUAUAUUUUUUACUUUAUUAUAAUGGAGGUGACCCGGCAAAAUUUUAAGGAAACUUUGCCACUGAUACAAGCGUCUAUAGAAAGAGCGGAUUUUCUAGUAAUAGACGCAGAAUUUACGGGUCUCAAUAAAGGCCGGGACGUGUCUCUAUUUGAUUCUCCAUCUGAGUACUAUACUACGAUUUUGAAUGGUUGUUCAGAGUUUUUGUUAACUCAAUAUGGAUUGUGUGCUUUCUUUUGGGAUGCAGAUAAGAAUGAAUAUAAAAAUGAAGCGUAUAAUUUUUACUUAUUUCCUCGUGGAAACUAUGCUCUUGAAAAGAUAUUUCUUUGUCAAAGUUCCAGUUUAGAUUUCCUUGCUGCUCAAGGUUUUGAUUUCAAUAAAUGGAUCAAGGAUGGUAUAUCAUAUGCAACAGAGCCCAUAGAGCAGCACAUGCGGGCAAGAAUCCUGGAAAAGCAGAGCAGUGACAGUGAACGCCAGCACAUCCCUGUACCUGAUGAGAAUAAGCAACAGAUUGAGGAUAUUUGCAAAAAAGUCAAAGAUUUCAUAGACAACAAUGAUCAGGAAGAGAUGACCAUAGACCGGUGUAAUCCGUUCAUAAGGAGGUUGCUAUUCCAAGAGCUCGGCUCCAAGUUCAAAGAUGAAGUUUUGGUGGAAGCCAAAGUUCUUGAUAAUAAGGAAAGAGUCUUAAUAGUAACUAGGAUCAAAUCAGCCAAUGACACAAAUAACAAGAAAAUGAUGAGAGUGAAGAAGGAAUGGGAUGAUUUUGAGGAAGCAAUCGGCUUCUCCAAAGUAGCUAGAAUGAUCAGUCAAUCUGGCAAACUAGUUGUUGGACAUAACAUGUUGCUAGACAUGUUGCAUACACUAAGCCAUUUCUUUCAAGAUUUGCCAUCUGAUUACGACACAUUCAAAGAGUUCGCACAUUGUAUGUUUCCUAGGAUAUUAGACACUAAAUAUAUGUCGAGUAUGCCACCAUUUAAGGAUAAAGUGAAUUCAAAUGUAUUGCAGCAUUUGUAUCUAUCAUUAUCAGAGGAACCUUUUUCAUUACCCAAAAUUGGUUCGGAGCCAGGCCGGGGCUACGCGGGCGCGGACGCCAAGCAGCACGAGGCUGGUUACGACGCAUUCGUGACUGGCGCGUGUUUGCUUGCGAUGCGCUCGCACCUGUCGGCCGGCUGCGGCGCUGUGCAAGCGGACGCGCACUUAAAGCCUUUUGUUAACAAGCUGUUCUUAGCUAAGACGGCGAGGCAAGAUUCGCCUUAUAUGAAUCUAGAGGGAGAUGAUCCCACACCGUCCCGAGAGCACGUGUUCUACAUGACGUUUCCGAAGGAAUGGCAGAGGAAUGAGAUAAAUCAGCUAUUCAGUCCGUUUGGUCAAAUAAUAGUACAAUUCCUGGACGACACUCACGCGUACGUGGCGCUGGCGAACAGGAAGCGGUGUCGGGACAUGAUGAAGGCUCUGUCAGGGCACGACAAGGUCAGCCUUGUGCCCUUCGCCGUACACAAGGGGCUGCAAGCCAAGAGUGACCACCAGUUGACGCCGAAGACAAUCCUAAUGCGCACAUCCAACACAAUUGCAAGACAAGAUUCGAGAGAGGACCACAGGAGAAGGAACGGCUCCGCUCAGUCGUCGCCCGCGCCUGUGCAGCGACCUGUCGAAAAAAUUACUAUAGAGUUGGACGAACCAGUUGAUCUGCCAGCUCCUUCGCCGAAGAAGAGUAGGACUCGCAGCACGUCCACUUCCAAGGAGACUGAAAAACAUAAGAUUACUGAAGCUGCCCAAGAGGUAUCAUCACAGCCAGCUACGAAGAAGAGUCGGUUACGUACAAACUCCGCUUCUUUUGAUAAAUGGAAGAUUGAAGAUAUCACUCCAGAAAACGUGGACAAAGGCGACAGGGCCAAGCGAGCAAAGCCGCAGUCGGAAGACGUGUUCGCGGGAGCUCCCCGCACCGUAUCUGUGUUCAAGGAGAGCGACAGUUGGCUUUAAGGAAUAAAUGUUGAUUACCACUUA